AUGAGAAACUCUUUCCUUUACGGCCUCUUGGCCGCUCCAGCUUCUGUUUAUGCUGUUGCCCUUACCGGCUAUGAGUACAUCGUUGUUGGUUCUGGUGCUGGUGGUGGUCCUCUGGCCGCUCGUCUCGCUCUGGCUGGUCACAAGACUCUUCUCAUCGAGGCUGGUGAUGACUACAACUCGGUCAACUACACAGUCCCUGCCUACUCUGCCAACGCCUCUGAGGACCCUGAGAUUUCCUGGAACUUUUUUGUGCAUCACUACGCCGAUGACGCACGACAGGCCCGCGACUACAAGGCCACCUACGAGACUCCUGAUGGCGGCGAGUACACCGGUCUCAACCCUCCCAAGGGCUCCAAGCUCAAGGGAACUUUGUACCCCCGUACCCAGGCUCUGGGUGGAUGCACAGCUCACAACGCUCUGAUUGCUGUGUACCCUCACCAGUCUGACUUUGAGUACAUCGCUUCUCUUACCGGCGAUGAGUCUUGGUCUGCCGAGAACAUGCGCAAGUACUUUGUCAAGAUGGAGGAGAACCGACACCUGCCCGCUGGUCAAGACGGCCACGGCUACGAUGGCUGGUUCAGCACCGAGACUGCUCCUCUCAGUAUUCCUCUUGGUGAUGAGCAGCUCCUUAGCAUCCUCAGCGGCGGUGCUGUUGCUCUGAGCGAGGUCAGUGGCAGCAACAUCACCAUGGACGACCUCAUUGCCGGCGAUGCCAACGCCAACACUGCCGCUCGCGACAAGAACCCUGGAUACUACCAGAUUCCCCUGUCUUCUCGUGAGGCUAGCCGUAUCGGACCCCGUGAGUUCAUUCUCUCUGUCCGAGAUGCCGCCUUUGAGAACGGCACCAAAAAGUACCCUCUCGACGUUCGAACCAACUCCUAUGUCACCAAGGUUACCUUUGAUGACUCCAAGCCUCCUCGUGCUACCGGUGUUGAGUUCCUUGACGGCAAGCACCUUUACAAGGCCAGCCCUCUCUCCACCGGCGCCGCCGGCAAGGAAGGCAGUGCCACCGCUUCUCGUGAGGUUAUCGUCGCCGGAGGUGUCUACAACACUCCCCAGAUCCUCAAGCUCAGUGGUGUUGGCCCUGCCGCCGAGCUGAAGAAGUUCAACAUCCCCGUCAUCUCUGAUCUUCCUGGUGUUGGAACCAACCUCCAGGAUCAUUAUGAAAUCACUAUGCAAGGUCGCCCUGCCGAGAACUUCACCGCAUUCGAUGGAUGCACUUUCAGCCUCUUCACCGAUGAGGACCCUUGCCUUGACCGCUGGAGGGCCCCUGUCGAUGGUGACCACGGCAUUUACUCCUCCUCUGGUCUCGCUGCUGCCAUGUUCUACAAGAGCACUGCUACUGCCAAGGACGAGUUUGAUGUGUUUGCUUUCGGUGGCCCCGUCAACUUCCGAGGUUACUUCCCCCAGUAUGCCGUCAACGCUACUAUCGAGCACGACUGGUUCUCUUGGGCCAUCCUCAAGGCUCACCCCCGCAACACUGCUGGCGAGGUCACUCUUCGCUCUGCCGAUCCCCUUGAUGUCCCUGACAUCGUCUUCAACUACUUUGACACCGGUAGUGGAGAGUCUUCCAAGGAUCUCCAGGCCCUGUACGAAGCCGUUGAGCUCGCCCGCAAGGCCUUUGCCAGCCAGGCUGUCCCCAUCACCGAGGUCCUCCCCGGCAAGGAUGUCACCGCCCAGGAGGACAUUGAGACCUACAUCAAGGACACCGCUUGGGGUCACCACGCCUCUUCCACCUGCCCCAUUGGUACUGACGAUGACCCUAUGGCUGUUCUUGACUCCAAGUUCCGCGUGCGUGGCGUUGCUGGCCUCCGUGUCGUUGAUGCUUCCGUGUACCCCCGUAUCCCCGGUACUUUCACUGCCGUGUCUACGUACAUGGCUGCCGAGAAGGCUGCUGAUGAUAUCUUGGCUGCUUUGGAGGAAUAA
Messenger RNA from Fusarium vanettenii 77-13-4, 1926 nucleotides. RefSeq lists its product as uncharacterized. Gene Ontology annotation, molecular function: flavin adenine dinucleotide binding; oxidoreductase activity, acting on CH-OH group of donors. The transcript has a single exon. The coding region runs from base 1 to 1926 and encodes 641 amino acids. The record is from RefSeq and is a predicted model, not a curated record. NCBI's taxonomy places the organism in Eukaryota, Fungi, Ascomycota, Sordariomycetes, Hypocreales, Nectriaceae.